GUUUUGUUUUCCCGUAAAUUUCUUUCUCAUUUUCGGUAUCUUCUUGAACCUGCUCGUUUCACUGACUGUUCAUUUUCAAAGGGUUUCUUUCAGUGCUUGUAUCGCUAAAGGUCGAAACAAUGGCUUUCUUAGGUAAAUUUGGGAGUAUACUUAGGCAGACCACAAGUAUGCAGGUCAAUUCUCUGCUUUCUGCAUCGAGGCCGGGACUCUUUCAAGUGUUUAGAAGCAUGUCAACAUCACCAAGCUCGAAACUUUUUGUUGGAGGUAUUUCUUACCAAACUGAUGAUCAAAGUCUGAGAGAAGCCUUUAGCAAAUAUGGUGAAGUUAUUGACGCAAAAAUAAUUGUGGAUCGAGAAACCGGCAGGUCGAAAGGAUUCGGCUUUGUCUCCUACACUUGUACUGAGGAUGCCUCCAGUGCAAUAAAGGCCUUGGAUGGACGGGAACUCCAUGGCCGUCAAGUAAGAGUAAACUAUGCAGCUGAAAGAUCUCCUCGCAACUUUGUAGGUGGAGGUUUCAAUAGCAGUUAUGGUGGCGGUGGAUAUGGCGGUAGUGGUGGCUAUGGAGAUGAUAGUGGGGGCUAUGCCAGAAACAAUGAUUUCUCUUCUGGAAGUUAUGGAGGUAAUGUUGGAUAUGGUAACACUGGUGGGGGUGAUAGUGGCUAUGGGGGACAAGGAAGUUAUGGCGGUGGUAACAACUAUGGAAGCAAUUCUGAUCAAUCUGGUCCAAACAGGUAUGAUGGUGGGAAUCUCAAUGCUGUCGCCGGUGACAGUUUUCCCACCAGUGGUUCAACCGAGUUCGGUGGCGGUAAUGUUGGAUAUGGUAACACUGGUGGAGGUGGUAGUGGUUAUGAAGGCCUAGGAAGUUAUGGUGGUGGUAACAGGUAUGACACUGAUGGUAGCUACGGAAGCAGUUCUGAACAAUCUGGUCCAAACAAGUACGAUGGUGGUAAUCUCAAUGCCGUCUCUGGCAACAUAGAUGGUGAUGGUUUCGCCACCAGCGGCUCAGCCAGAUUCGGAGGUAAACAAAUGGGAUUUGGUGGUGGUAAUGUUGGAUAUGGUAACACUGGUGGUGGUGGAAGUGGCUAUGGAGUCCAAGGAAGUUAUGGUGGUGGUAACAAUUAUGGCACUGGUGGUAGCUACCGAAGCAAUUCUGAUCAAUCUGUUCAAAACAAGUACAAUGCUGGGAAUUUCAAUGCCGCUGCUAGUGGCAUCGGCGGUGAUAGUUUUUCCACCGUGGUUCAGCCGGAUUCGGUGGCGGUAAAGAUAUCGGGUUCAAAGUAGAAACAGGAGGAGAUUAUGUGGGGAAUGAUGCACGGACUGAGAACACAAGAGAUGAAGAAGAGUAUGAAACUGUCGAAUUUGCCAAAAGGGCAUGAAAUAAAAGUCUGAACUUUGAGAUCAACCUUUGUUCUUUAAUGGUGGAUUUGUUGUCAUAUUAUUGUUCUGUUGUCUGAACAAAUUUUGUUUUCCAUUUUAUAUGUUGAUUUUGUCCUC
Messenger RNA from Hibiscus syriacus, 1493 nucleotides. Its product is annotated as glycine-rich RNA-binding protein 3, mitochondrial-like. NCBI's taxonomy places the organism in Eukaryota, Viridiplantae, Streptophyta, Magnoliopsida, Malvales, Malvaceae. Gene Ontology annotation, molecular function: RNA binding. Bases 120 to 1280 code for a protein of 386 amino acids. The transcript is spliced from 6 exons. The record is from RefSeq and is a predicted model, not a curated record.